This is a messenger RNA of Ostreococcus tauri, 1068 nucleotides long. RefSeq names its product DnaJ domain. The record is from RefSeq and is a predicted model, not a curated record. Lineage: Eukaryota; Viridiplantae; Chlorophyta; Mamiellophyceae; Mamiellales; Bathycoccaceae. Bases 1 to 1068 code for a protein of 355 amino acids. The transcript has a single exon.
AUGGAGCAGCUCAGACUCGCGCUCGAGAUCUCCGCCCGCACGUCACCGCAAUCACGAGCGCGUGAGACUCGCGACGAAGACGUAACGACUUCGACAGGCCGCGGGUCCGGAAACACUCGUUUGAACGAUAAGCCUGGUCGAGCGACGCGCGCUUCGGGGAAGCCAUCCGUGAGGUCAUCAACGAUUGAUUCCGACGACGCCGCACCGAGCUCGGACGACCGAGUGACGAUGGCAAAGAGACUCGUGAGGCGUUUCGGUGUGCACGAGCGGGACGCUCGGAGAGUGGUGGAUGUCAUGGACGGGGACACCGCGCGAGCAGAGGACGUGUGCCUGAUCGUGAGUGCGGUCAAGGUGAGCGUCGAUCGAGCGAUCGCGUAUUUAAGGGACGUGGGAUGGGACGUCGAGCUGGCGAUGUCGAGGAUGCUGGACGCAUCGAAAGUGAGUCCGAACGCGGCGGAGGAGCGAGAGGAACUGAAGAGACGGGCCGAGUCCGUGCGAAGAGUGAGCGGGGUGAAGACGGACGAUUCCAAAACGGUGAGACAAAACCUCGGCGACGAUACGGGAGCGAGCUAUCGUCGCACGGAGUCGGGAUUUUCGGGGGCAUCGUUUCGCCCGCCGCCCGCGGCGAGAAAGCGUGACGACGAGGCGGAGCGAUACCAUCAAGAGCGAUGGGAGGGCGAGUUCGCGGAGCGAGCGGCACGAGCGACCAGAGCGAAAAAUAACUUGGAUCCAUCGUUCGAUCGCUCGGUUCCGCCGUCAAAUUUGAGACCUCACGCAAGAGAGGCUCUUCGAGCGAGACGCGCCGCCGAAACGCCGCAACCGCCUCGAACGCCCUCCUCGACGUCCACCGAGCUCGAUCCCGCCGCCCUCGAGCGCAUGGAUCUCGUCGACGUCCUUACCACCCUCGGUUAUACCCCCUCGUCUUCCUCAACGACCGCCGUUCGAUCUGCGUUUCGCAAAGCCGCGCUCCGCUUCCAUCCUGACCGGCACGCCGGCGCGCGAGACGCCGCCCUUCGAGGCGACGUCUGGAAAGUUCUCACGCACAAGAUGGACGCCUACGCGCAUUGA